Messenger RNA from Chenopodium quinoa (quinoa), 972 nucleotides. RefSeq lists its product as uncharacterized. Gene Ontology annotation, biological process: defense response to other organism. The record is from RefSeq and is a predicted model, not a curated record. NCBI's taxonomy places the organism in Eukaryota, Viridiplantae, Streptophyta, Magnoliopsida, Caryophyllales, Amaranthaceae. The transcript has a single exon. Bases 87 to 704 code for a protein of 205 amino acids.
UCAAAGUAUACUACAAUACAAAUUCUCAUCUAAACUAGAAAUUAAUCAUUUUCUUUAUUUCCUUCUUAAACCAUCCAAACAAUUCAAUGUCAAAGGCUAAUCACGAUGGUUGUUGUGGCGGUAUAUUCUCAUUAGGUUUAAGUGUCGCGGUCUUACUCUGCCUUCUCCUCCAACCCUCAACCGCUUUACCUGUGAGCUCGAUUGAAGAUUUUACCAUUUAUGCCCUUAAGGAUGCAACCAAUUCUUCUCAUAACAACCACACUAUCCAUUAUGACCUUAAGCUCAAAAACUCGGGUUCCAGUGGAAUUUACUACGAUGCCCUUAAGCUCACAUUUUAUUACAAACCUAAUAACCUAACAAAUUUCAUCAUUGGAAAUACCACUUUUAUCCCUUUCUACCAACGUCGUUUAAGGGAUAACCACUUUGUUGGUAACAUAGAGACUAGAGGGGUAAAUUGGGAAAAUGCUACCGCCCUAGUGACACUAAGGGCGGAGCUAGCAACAACAAUGAGGUACAAGUUUAAAAGGAAUAGAUUGUACCAACGGCUAAGUAAUGUGGUUGGAGCUGACUUGAAAGUUGAUAAUGAGGGUAAUUUGGUCAAUAAGGGAAUUCAGCUUACCUCUAGAGCUAAAAUGAAUAUUAUUGGCCGUUUUCAGUUCAUGGGCAUUUUGUUGUGUAUUUUGUUUUUCUUUCAAUCUUGGUAGACAUGAUUAUUAUUGUUUGUCAAUUUUUUUGUUUCUUGUUUGUUGAUUUAUUGAUUUAUUUAUUUAUUUAUUUUUUUUGAAAAAUGAUGUAAAUGGUUAUGUACUAUGUUUCAAGUGAUUAAAUUGAAUAAACAAAAUAAAUGAUUAUUUGAUUUAUUUCAAUGUUGUAAAACGAGAGUGGAUAAAAGUGCAUUACAAGACGCAACACUUUUAUGUACUUUAACGUUAAUUUGUUUGUUUGCAUCCUUUAAUUAAAAAUCCCGUUAGG